GCCUACGGAGGGAGGCCCGGACCCGGUGGAGCUGCCAGAGUCCAGAUAAGACUCCCCCGGUUGACCUUGUCGUUGAUCACUGAACACAAACAACACACCGUCCAGGGGGAAACAUGGCGACCCCGGGUUUACCUGCCGCACUCCCCAGCUCGGGACUCAGAUUAUCGAAAGAGCAUUUUGUGGUUGCCGUGCCGGUUGCAGUGGUUGCAGGUAUCGGAGGUUUCCUCGUCAGCCAUUACCUGAGCGGGCGGAGCUGUAAAAAGGGCCUGGUGAACACAUCCAUCAGUAAAGACAGUCCUAAAGUGGUCCACAGCUUCGACAUGGAGGACAUCGGCACCAAGGCUGUGUACUGCCGCUGCUGGAAGUCAAAGAAGUUCCCUUUCUGCGACGGAGCCCACACCAAACACAACGAGGAGACCGGGGACAACGUCGGGCCGCUCAUCAUCAAGAAGAAGGACGCUUAAGCACCCCCCCCCCAGAGAAAAUCCGCCCUCGUUUGACAUCUCAUGCACCCGAGCCCGGUUUCAUCAAAUCAUUGUAUCAUCAACGUUGCAGUCACACUGAUGGUUACGGUAUAACGCGGCCACAGUUUAAACCAAACUGUAGAUAGUUUGCAGAACAGAAACUCAGAAAAAGAAAUCUUGAUGAAUUUUGAUUUAAUACAUUCCUCAGUGUUCCUACAUUAAUUGACUUUGAAGCAAAGGUCACUUGAGGACAGAUAAGGAAGGGACUUUGACAAUCAGCAGUUCGAUACGGAGGUACCAUUACUGUGCAGUGGCAUAUUUUGACCUACUAAAAGCGAAGAGUUUGCUUCAGAUUCUCUCCUGACAUGAUAAAAGUGAAACGGGCAUCGUACCUUCACGUCUGGUGUCACCCGAGUCCCCUUCCUUCUCCUCUAGGUGUGGAGCAGGUGGUUGAGACGUAUUAAACAGGGUAGCUCUUUGCCUUGAGUCCAGUAUUGCAUUUGAAGUCAGCAGAAGGCCUUAUUAUAUUUAAAAUCUACAGCCCUCGACCCAGAGUCCCAACACACACACACACACACACACACACACACACACACACAGCCCAUGUGAAUGUUACAACUAAUGAUAAAGAGCUGCUUAUACAGAGGAAAUAGAAGGUCGCGUUUGUCUUAAAUGAAAUAAUCAUCCAUCUUGAAGUGUUGAAACACUAUCUGCUGUUUGUAACCAGUUACUGUCUGCUUUCUGACAAAAAAAAACAAACAAACCUGUAUUUAAUCUGUAAAGUGUUCAAAACUCUGCUCACAAAGGAUAUAUUCUGCUUUUUUUAUUAGAUUUAUUUUCUACUGGCUGCGGUGUGUCUGACCUGAUGAUUCAUUGUUCUGUAUAUUGUGAAUAAAACUUGUUGCGUGAUCAGA
Molecule: messenger RNA, 1378 nt
Organism: Dicentrarchus labrax (European seabass)
Lineage: Eukaryota; Metazoa; Chordata; Actinopteri; Moronidae
Exons: 3
Coding region: 114-464 (116 amino acids)
Biological process (GO): regulation of autophagy
Cellular component (GO): intracellular membrane-bounded organelle; mitochondrial outer membrane
Molecular function (GO): 2 iron, 2 sulfur cluster binding
Source: RefSeq, a predicted model, not a curated record